Molecule: messenger RNA, 3954 nt
Organism: Harmonia axyridis
Lineage: Eukaryota; Metazoa; Arthropoda; Insecta; Coleoptera; Coccinellidae
Gene: Snap25
Product: synaptosomal-associated protein 25
Exons: 7
Coding region: 241-882 (213 amino acids)
Biological process (GO): synaptic vesicle fusion to presynaptic active zone membrane; exocytosis; synaptic vesicle priming
Cellular component (GO): SNARE complex; plasma membrane
Molecular function (GO): syntaxin binding; SNAP receptor activity
Source: RefSeq, a predicted model, not a curated record
CCUAGAUAAACAAGGAAAUUCGAUCAAUUUUCAGAGCUGCUGAGGAUCGCCCAAGUUUUUUGACGUUAUCCUACCUGAUUUCAAAAUUGUGGGGGUGACAGAGUGAAAUGUUUAUAUCUAAUUAUUAUGUAGUGUGAAUCAACUCUUCAUCAUCACACAAGUUCCCGGAAAUUCCAGCAUUACGUAUUCUAUCUGAUUUAUCUUUCAAAUAUCCCAACAAACUAAGCAACAGUAGACAAAAUGCCUGCUCCUGCUGCUGCUCCUGCAGCAGAAAAUGGCGUCCCCAAAACAGAAUUACAGGAACUUCAGGCAACGAUAGGUACAGCAACAGAUGAGUCACUGGAAUCAACAAGGCGGAUGCUUGCACUCUGUGAGGAGAGCCACGAGGUGGGGAUGAAAACCCUGGUCAUGCUGGAUGAACAGGGCGAACAAUUGGACAGAAUCGAAGAUGGCAUGGAUCAGAUCAACACCGAUAUGCGAGAGGCUGAAAAAAACUUGACGGGUAUGGAAAAAUGUUGUGGUCUCUGUGUACUUCCAUGUCAAAAGGGUUCUUCCUUCAAAGAGGACGAGGGAACUUGGAAAGGUAACGACGACGGCAAAGUGGUCAAUAACCAACCACAAAGAAUGAUGGACGAUCGCAACGGUUUGGGCCCUCAGGGAGGCUACAUCGGCCGCAUCACCAACGACGCCCGCGAAGAGGAGAUGGAGGACAACAUGGGGCAGGUGAACACCAUGAUCGGCAAUCUACGUAACAUGGCCAUCGACAUGGGCUCCGAACUUGAGAACCAGAACAGACAGAUCGACCGCAUCAAUCUCAAGGCCGACUCGAAUGCAACGAGGAUAGAGGUCGCCAAUCAACGUGCUCACGACCUCCUCAAGUAGACACUUCUAAACAACACAAACACUUCAAUAAUAUUAUUACUAUCAUCAUUAUUAACCGACUGUAGUUCUGAAUCUUCGGAGACCUUAAAACUUGCAAACAUAUCUAUCGAUUUUCAUUUCAACACUAAUUACCAUCUUAGACUAGUCAUUAUCCGUUGAAAGCGAAUCGGCGGUACUAGGGAAGUUUAUUCCAUUAUUUUCCACUGAAAUGUUUCGACAUUUCACUGGUUUUCCAUCAGCGCGUGACCUUAAAUUUGUGCUUCCAGAGUUGUCAGUGUUGAGUUGUCGGCCAACUCGGAAACAAACUUCUCUGUUUGAUAUUAUGAAACAUUGCUUUUUGUCUUAAGCUUUAACAGUUCAACAUUAGGCUUGGGCAUUUGUUCUAAGAAAAAUUGGGUAGUAGAUUUUUUCUAAAAGUAUUUCACGUGUGUCGUGAAAUAGCCAUCUCAUGUUUUCGUUUAUAUUUAUUUCAAGACCGUGUCGAAGGUUAUUUCGAUAAAUCCCCAAAUGACAAAUACUAAGUGGCAUUGUAAUAUUCUCGAUGAGUAGGGUUCAAUUUGAAGUGUCUCGAUUGUUUAAAAUGAGAUUCAGAGCUGCAAGUCGAAUGUUUACCAUCAAUUUUGUAUGUAAUCUGUUGGUUAGGGAGAGAGCAACGAAACGCGCAUCGCAGUGGCAAACCAGCGUGCCAACAAACUCCUCAAGUCUUAAGAGGGAUACGAGUCAACCUUUUGUUUCGCUCAUAUUUCCUGCUCUGUAUCAUUUGUACGUGUUAACUUUAGGCUUGUUAGCUAGAUUUCACUUCAAGGGACUUGGUGUUGUUCAAAUAUCUAUAAUGUGAUUGGUGGAUGCUAUGUUGUUUUGUUUGAAAGAUCCUAUCAUUAUCAACAUCAUAAUGUCUACCAGCAGCAAAAUAUGCAAUAACAAAAUUAUAGAGUCUAUCCUAAUGACUCUUUUAUUAAAUAUACAUAAUCUAAAUAAAAUAUGCGUAAGUAAAUUUAAUGCAAUGAUAGAGAUUAAAAAAUUGAUGUCGUUUAAACAGAACAGCAUAGUUGGAAUUAUAAAAAUUCUUCUUAUAAUUCUCUUUGAUAAAAUUGAAAUCAAAUGCAAUUUGAUUGUGAUACAUUGUCCAUCAUUUAGAAUUGUUGAGAAAGAAUAUUAUAAAAAUGUUGAAAUUUAAAGAUUAUAAUGAUGAAAUCAGAUUGAUAUUGAUUGGCAGAUUUUAGUGAUAAGUUCAAAUAGCAAAUUUUUUCGAUAAUUCUCCUAGUUUUACAUUUUUCAUUCUGGAAUAUUGAUUUUAAUCCUUCACCUCAUUAAUAUGUAGUUUUUGGUAUGUACUAGUCAUUUUUAAGGCGUAACUACUUACGAACAAAGAAGUAUUUGAUUAUUUGAUAGACUUGAAACUUAAAUGAACUUCCACGUUAUCAGUACGAAAAUUAAUAAUCUAUUUCAAAGUCAAAGUAGAGAAUGCUUUGAAUGAGGCUCAUUUUUUAAAUUUUUAGAAUAUUGAAAGUUAAAAAACAUUAGGUGCUAUAGAUUAAAGUAGUUUUUUGUAUUUUGUCAGUUUAUUGGUACCUUUUUGUUAUCAUGUGCUUGUCGCAUUAUCAUUUUCAAAUAAAUACUUCACUGAAAGAAACACCUAUAUAAGUAGUAUAUUCAAGGGACACCAAAUAUCUAGAGAAAUAUGGAAAAGAAAGUAAAUUUUAAUUUAUGAGUUAUUCGUGAAUUAUUGUAUUACCUGUUUCAUUUAUUGUUGCUUAACUAUUAAGAUUAUUUUGCUGGAAGGUAUAUAUUCUGUUGUUGGAUUGCAACAUUUAAAUUUAAGUGUUAUGGAUGAAGGUAUUAUGGAGAUCAGGAAUAUUUGGUUCCUAGAAGUAAAAUGCAAUAACUAACCUUUUUAUCAAAAAAUUCAUUGAAUGUAGAAAAAAGUACUGAAUGAUUUACAUUUUUCACUGGUUAUAAAUAUUGCAGUUUUCAUUGUUUUUUUUUAUUAUUUCUCAAUCCAAAUCUACCAGACUUGAUUUUGAUGUUGGUGCAAUAAAUAAAACAAGAUUAUAAAAUGAAUUGUCCUGCUGAUGCAUAAGGUUAAUUAACUAUUGAGAAUUGAAAUAUAGAAAAAGAUGUGUAAAUUAUUGUGUAUAUAGGUAUAGAGAUUCUGACCUUCAGAGCAAUCACAAGUUUCAGGAAAAUCUUUCUCUAAUUGCCUCUUUGUGGAAUCUCACUUAAAUACUGAUCAAAAUAGAAUUAUUCUUCAUUGAAAAAGUUUAACAAAUAUAUCAUUCUUGAAAGACAAUAAAUUACCAAAUGCUGAAUACAUGAGCAAAGUUGGGUCAAUGUUUACUCUAACCUGUGUUUACAUGAUGAAAUCUUAGUAAUAAUUCACUUAACAAUAUCUUCACUUAUUUCCAGAAUAAGGAUUUCAUAUUGGUCAAAUAAUUGCAAAUCCCAACAUGUAUUUCUAUUAACACUUCUGGAAACUAUAUCAUGAAUGAUCAAAAUGUGUAAUUUGUAUAUCAGAAGGUCAGAUUCGAAAGAUCAUUGUAACACCAUAUUAAUGAACGAUUUAUUUUAUGGAAAAUUUUAUACCUCUUAUAAUGGGAUGCAACAAAUAUAUUAUGUUGGAAUAUUUCCCACAGCAUAAAAUAGGUGUUAUCAUGAUAUACUGUAGUUUUACUUUCUAUUUUCUAUGUGACUUUUGCAAGAUAAUUUUCUAUGUAAACAAGGGAAUCAGAAGUACGAAAGAAUCUGUUUGUUUCCUCAGAUUAUUUGUAGGAUUACAUUCAUUACUCAAUUUUUCAAUAUGAAGGGGUGAUAUUUUACUUAGAUCUUGUUGAUAAGGAAAGAUUAUAUCAUUAAGCGCAAAGUAUCAUAAUUUGUACCAAUAAUAUCCAGUUUUUGAAAUAGAUAUAAAUAAAUAGCUUACCUACAUUUGUAGUUGGGCCAUAUAGUUAGUGGCUUUCAGUAAUAAAAAAAAAUAGUGUGACGUUUAUAAUGCAUAAAAAAUAAUAUUCUAAUUACAAUAAUCAUGUAUUGAAAAAUAGAAUAUUUCUGAUUUGAAUAAAUUAUAUCAUUAAA